AUGGAUUCUAUCAAGAUUGUAACCCCCAUUGGUAUGCUCGGAUAUGGCUACAGCGAUGCCCUAUUGUACAAGGCAUUGAGCAUGGGUGCUAAAGCCAUUAUCGUGGACUCUGGGUCUACCGACAGUGGCCCGCAAAAAUUGGCUCUUGGUGAAACUACUUGUCCUCGUGAAGCCUAUGUUAGAGAUCUGAGCACUAUACUGGACGCCUGCUAUCAUCACCGUGUCAAGGUAUUGAUUGGGUCUGCCGGAGGCGAUGGUUCUAACGACCAUGUCGACUUAUUUGUAGACAUCAUUGACGAAUACAGCAAGAAGAAGAACUACAAGCUGAAUGUCAUCAAGAUAUAUUCCGAGAUUGACAAGAGCAUCGUUAGAACAGCCAUGGAGCAAGGAAAAGUAUCGCCUUGCGGCGGCGCUGUGCCUCCUCUACAGGAGUCAGAUGUUGACGAGACCGUUCGGAUUGUCGCACAAAUGGGUAUGGAACCCUUCCUUGCUGCUAUGAAUGAUUAUCCAGACUAUGAUAUCAUCAUUGCUGGAAGAGCAUAUGACCCAUCUCCGUACGCUGCCUUCUGUUACAGCAAUGGUUUUACGAAUGUUGGAAAUAUAUACCAUAUGGGUAAGGUCAUGGAGUGCGGAGCUAUGUGCUGUGUUCCCAAGUCAAAGGAAGCAUUGGCUACGGUAUGGCAGGACAAGUUCGAAAUUACCCCGUUGGACCCUGCGUCGAGAUGCACUGUUGAUUCUCUCGCUUCUCAUACUUUAUAUGAGAAAUCAAGACCUGAUCUUCUGGCCGGACCUGGUGGUGUGUUGGAGGUUACCAAAGCAACAUAUGCUGAGACUGGAUCUGUCUCCUGUACCGGUACCGGCGCCAUCUUUCAUCCAGCUACCACUUAUACCAUCAAGCUUGAAGGCGCUAAACAAAGUGGCUAUAGAACAGUUGUCUUUGGAAGCAUUCGAGAUCCAAUUUUGAUAUCUCAACUAGAUUCGUUUUUGGAACUCGUCAAGCAGUACGUGCUUUCCAAAAAGGAGCACCAGGGAUGUGACCUUGCUUUUCAUGUCUAUGGCAAAGAUCCAACAAAUAAUAUGCAGGAUUUGAAGAAGGCUUUAGCGCAAGAGGUAAGCUUAUUGGUCGAAGCCAAGGCACCAACACAGCAACUAGCUACGACGGUUGCAUCGUCCGCUAGAAUUGGACUAGUUCACGGACCUUAUCCAAAUCAAAAGGCUACUGCUGGCAACUUUGCCAUGCCGUUGACUCCUUUGGAAAUUCCUCUUGGACCUCUCUCAGAAUUUAGUAUCUACCAUCUAAUGGAAGUCGACGAUCCUAUUGCAAACUUUCCAUUUUCCUUAACUGUAGUCGGAACAGAAGACACUGUCUCCCGUCAAGAGGACUUUGGGUAUGAUUUGAUUCAACAAACUAAUGGUCAUGUCACUGACCACGACGCACAAACUCUUAAGAAAGCAAGGGAAAGUGCCUUGAAGCGGUCUACACAGGAUUUUGUUGACCUUCCUUCUGAAGAAGGAAAAGUAUUCUUGCAUACGUUGGCACGAGUUAUUCGGUCCAAAAAUGCUGGCCCAUUUGAGGUGACCUUUGAUGUCGUGUUCAAGGACAGAGAGUGUUUAGAAAAGGCAAGGGCAUCCAACAUGCUUGUGCCAGAAAUUCUUGGUCCCUUGUACAACAUCAAGGCUGAAUCUGUUCUUGUUUGUAUGUUCUACGAACCGGCUAAUGCCUUCAAGUUUACCAUUCCAAGAUGGUCACCAAGUGGAGGAUUUGGAGAGAUAGAUGUGCAUGCUAGUCAGCAGCACGUACCUCUCAUGUAUGUAGCAAUCUAA
This is a messenger RNA of Umbelopsis ramanniana AG, 1824 nucleotides long. RefSeq lists its product as uncharacterized. Lineage: Eukaryota; Fungi; Mucoromycota; Umbelopsidomycetes; Umbelopsidales; Umbelopsidaceae. Bases 1 to 1824 code for a protein of 607 amino acids. The record is from RefSeq and is a predicted model, not a curated record. The transcript has a single exon.